Messenger RNA from Scomber japonicus (chub mackerel), 2485 nucleotides. It is a transcript of the gene mfsd1l, whose product is annotated as major facilitator superfamily domain containing 1-like. Gene Ontology annotation, molecular function: transmembrane transporter activity. The record is from RefSeq and is a predicted model, not a curated record. NCBI's taxonomy places the organism in Eukaryota, Metazoa, Chordata, Actinopteri, Scombriformes, Scombridae. Gene Ontology annotation, biological process: transmembrane transport. The transcript has 13 exons. Bases 107 to 1552 code for a protein of 481 amino acids.
CUUGGUUGUUGUGGUCGGAGUAGAGGUUGCAGCUUGUUCAUGUAAACAACACUGCAGGAUGAGAAUUGGACGUUUUCUCUUAUAGCUGUUGUUCUCUCCCCUUAACAUGGCACAGCCGGCGGAGAAAGCUUACUAUCGCUUUGUGGUGCUGUUCUUCAACUGCCUGUUAACAUUUGGCUCCUAUUUCUGCUUUGACAUCCCCAGUGUCUUACAGGAUCAGUUCCAAGGGAACCUGACAUGCAAUGCAACAGUGAUCAAUGGGACAGUGGACUGUGUGGGGGGACUGGGGAUGACCCCUCAAGAGUACAACCUUCUCUAUGCUAUCUAUGCAUGGACGAAUGCAGUAGUAGUGAUCUUAGCUGGGUUCCUGAUUGACAAACUAGGAAACCGCUUUGGGGUGUUUCUGUUCUCUUUCUUGUGUGUGUUGGGCUCAUCCCUGUUUGCACUGGGUUCCCACUUCAGAGGAACCCCGUAUCUGCUGCCGCUAAUGCUCACAGGCCGACUGCUGUUUGGAUCCGGCAAUGGAUCUCUGACCAUUGUUCAGAAUCGCAUCACAGCCUUCUGGUUCAAGGGGAAGGAGCUGGCUUUGGCCUUUGGUCUGACCUUGGCUUUCUCUCGCCUGGGGUCAGUCCUGAACUUCUUUCUCACUCAGAAAUUUGAAGAACAAUAUGGCAUGCAGUGGACACUCUGGGGUGGUGCAUUAUUGUGUGUGCUGGGCUUUGCAUCCGCCAUCAUCGUCAGCACCCUGGACAAGGUAGGAAUGAGGCAGCUGGGUCUUGAUGGUGCCAUCCAGGAGGAGUCUCGCAAAGUGAGAAUUCAGGAUGUGAAACUCCUAUCGCUAAGAUACUGGUUGCUGGUUCUAACUAUCAUGUUCUUCUAUAAUGGCAUCUUCCCCUUCAUUGCAGACGCCAGUAAAUUCAUUCAGGAUAAGUACAAUGGCUACAGUCAGAAGGAGGCAGCUUAUAUCGCCGGGGCAGUUUAUGACAGCUCACUAGUCCUCUCAGCCAGCGUCGGCAUUCUCAUUGAUUAUGUGGGUCUGCGGGGGGUCUUCGCAUUGGGCUGCGCUGUCCUCACACUGCCUGUGUUUGGUCUCCUGGCCUUCACCUUCGUCCCUCCUCUGGUUUCCACCAUUUGGCUGGGAGUCACCUACUCAUUUGCUGCUGCAAGCAUGUGGCCGUCUAUUCCCCUUGUGGUACCUCAGGCGACUCUGGGAACAGCCAUGGGUCUGGCUACCUCCAUACAGAUGAUUGGGAUUGGGCUGUCCAAUUUGGUUGUUGGGCAGAUUUUGGGCACCAAAUCUAGUGAAAAGAUUCCACUGUGGCGUUGGCAGAGGAUGAUGAUCUUUAUGUUGGCCAACACCAUCAGCUGUAUCAUCACAUCAGUGCUACUCAAUAUUGUUGACCACAGACAGGGCGGGAUCCUGAACAAGACAACUAAAAAAUCCGGGCAGGCAGAGAGAGAUGAGGACAGAGAGCCGCUCAACCAGGCAGAGGAAGAGCAAAAUGAGGAUGAGGAUGAUGGCGCAGUCCGAUCUCACUCAGUCAACUCAUGAGUUUUUCAUGUUAAAGGACCAGUGUGUAAGAUUUAGUGGGAUAUGUUGGCAGUAUGUUUUAAUAAUGUACAGUUACUGAGAAUUAGAUUCAUUGCAUUCCAAUCAGUUGGUCAUUUGGUUGCAAUCUGCAUCCCCACCACUAGAUGGUACCGAAUCCUGCACACUGGACCUUUAACACUUAGUUUGAAGAUUUCUUUCUCUCUUCCCCUUUUUAUAUAUUUGUUACAUGUACCACUUUUCAGACAGGACUCAGCAUAUUGUACUCUGCACUAACACCACACUACUUUUCCAUAUCAUGUCUUUGGUUGCUGCAGGGAAAUAAAUCAAAAUGAAUCCGUUAAACAGUAUUUACACCCAAACAGUAUCUGUACUUUAUAUUAAAUGUGAACCACAUAUUGCAGGUUUUUCUUUUAAGAUUUUGUUGGCAUAGACGGGUUAGGGUUUAUUUAGCAGUAGACUGACAGGAAACAUGGGAGAGAGAGGGGUGUGUGACAUGCAGCAAAGGACUUCUAAUCGGGAUUCGAACCGGGGUCAGCUGCAUAUAUGGCAUGCACUCUCACCACUCGACCACCUGCACGCCAUAUUGCAGGAUUUUCUAAUGAUGCCAGUAAGUAGGAUUCCACAAAAAGUUGAACUAUCACUUAAUUUAAAAAAAAUGUUUUGAAGUUGAAACACAUUACUCACUCAGCUAUCAACUGUACUGCCAUAACUGACUGUGAGGAUCUUACUGAUGUUACUGAAUAAUUGUUAUGUCCUGUCUCAGUGCAUACCACAGAAAUUGAAAGUCUGUUUUCUAUAUGUUGUUUUUCUAAUGAAAGAGUGAGGCUUGACAGCUGUAUGUUUGAGGCUAGAGAUUUCAUUAUAUGGUUGAAUAAGGGAAUUUGAUCUGUUUUACAUUGCCAAAACAGGAGCAAUAAAAUGCUGCUAACUGUU